AUGCUAGAAAACAAGAAGCAAUUGCAAAGGCUUUUUAGGGAGGAUGAGCUCCAUGAACUAGGCUACCUAAAGAGUGCCAAAGGGAAGAAAGCAGAGAAGGUUGCCAAAUCUGAAACUUUCUGGAGAGAUGUUGAGACUGCUGUUAUUUACUUUGAGCCAUUAGCUCAUGUCUUGAGGAGAAUGGACAGUGAUGUGCCAGCAAUGGGUUUCUUAUAUGGGUAUCUACAGGAGGCUAAGAAUGAGAUCUCUAAGAGGUUCAAUAAUGACAGGAGAAAGUUCGAGGAAGUUUUUCAGUUCAUUGACAAGAGGUGGGACAGUAAGCUGAAAACUCCUUUGCAUAGGGCUGGUUACUACCUCAACCCUUUCUACUAUUAUCAAAACAAGGUGGCUAUAGAGGACAAUGAAACAUUUAGAGAUGGUGUCAUAACUUGCAUUACAAAGCUUGUUCCAGAUAUAGAGACUCAGGACAAGAUUAUUGAAGAGCUUCAAAAGUUCCAAGAUGCCGAAGGAUCCUUUGGCAAAGAAAUUGCUAAAAGGCAGUGCAAAAAUAUUCAUUUUAAUCCUGCUAAGUGGUGGCUGAAUCAUGGAAGUAGUGCACCAACCCUCAGAAAGCUAGCUGCUAGAAUUCUCAGUUUGACUUGCAGUUCAUCAGCUUGUGAGAGAUGCUGGAGUUCAUUUGAACAAGUCCACACCAAGAGACGCAAUAGGCUGCUGCAUGACAGAAUGAGGGAUCUUGUGUUUGUCAAAUUCAACUAA
Sorghum bicolor (sorghum) is the source of this 756-nucleotide messenger RNA. RefSeq lists its product as uncharacterized. Lineage: Eukaryota; Viridiplantae; Streptophyta; Magnoliopsida; Poales; Poaceae. The record is from RefSeq and is a predicted model, not a curated record. Gene Ontology annotation, molecular function: protein dimerization activity. The transcript is spliced from 3 exons. Bases 1 to 756 code for a protein of 251 amino acids.